Messenger RNA from Aureococcus anophagefferens, 2241 nucleotides. RefSeq lists its product as hypothetical. The transcript has a single exon. The record is from RefSeq and is a predicted model, not a curated record. The coding region runs from base 1 to 2241 and encodes 746 amino acids. Lineage: Eukaryota; Pelagophyceae; Pelagomonadales; Pelagomonadaceae. Gene Ontology annotation, molecular function: calcium ion binding.
AUGGCCGACGACGAGACCGCCAAGAAGCUGGCCACGGACGUCGCCUGCGCCGUCUUCUCGCGCGAGCUGAACCUGCGCAAGGCCUUCUCGCGCCUCGACGUCGACAAGAACGGCGCCAUCGACCGCGACGAGUUCGCGGCGCUGCUCGCGCCGCUGUCGACGGCCUGCACGGCCGCGGCGACCUCGGCGGUCUUCGACCUCUUCGACGCCGACAAGUCCGGCACGAUCUCGUCGAGCGAAUUUCAGGACGCGCUCCUCGAGUACGGCGGCGCCGCGCCGCCGCCGCCGACGAAGAAGCCCGCGGCCGCGGCGAAGCACGUCGAGGCCAUCAAGGAGGCCGCGGAGUACGUCGAGGUCGACGGCGACACGAUGACGGACGCGGACGUCAUGGACGAGCUCAGCGACCGCCUCGAGCAGGAGGGCGUGCCGCUGCACACGCUGUACCGCGUGCUCGCGCCGCGCGACGGCCGGAUGACGCGCGACACGCUGCGGUCCGUCCUCGAAAAGAUGGGCCUGGGUUACGCGUUGGCGUCGCCCGCGGAGGAGGCGGCCGCGGCGAAGAAGGCGCCCGCCGUGCGGGCGGCCGAAGCCGUCGUCGCGCCGGCCGCCCAGGAGGAGCACGUCGGCGACGCUUUGGAGCACGCGAACGCCUUCAACGUGAACCAGCAGCGCGCCUGCGAGGUGCUCAAAUCCGGCGACGCGUCCGACGAGGCCGUCAGGUCCCUGCUGCCCAUCUUGAAGGCGAAGAUGCACGCGCACGGCUACGACACGGGCAAGGUCGGCGACCUGUUCCUGCGCCUGGACGCGGACCGCUCCGGGUCCAUCUCGCCGCGGGAGUUCCUGGAGCUCAUGCGGUCCUGGGGCGUCAACCUGACGGCGGAGCAGGGCGUGCACCUUCUCGAGCCCUUCGACGUCAACUUGGACGGGUCGCUGGACUUCCACGAGUUCGUGAAAUGGGUCGAGAUGUGGUGCCCGCCGGAGGACGAAAACGAGUACGCGGCGUCGUGGCGCCGCGGCGGGCCCACGGACCAGCGCGUCUGGGCGCGGUCCGGCGACGGCGCGGGACGCGUCGGGCGCGUCGACCGGCUCAUGGCCAUGAUCGACGCGGACCACGACGGCGCGAUCGAGUGCUACGAGUUCAUCCGCGCGCUGUCGCGCAAGGACGACUACGACCGGCCCAUCGGCGGCGGCGGCGGCGGCGGCGGCCUGGGGCAGGGCCGCCUGAAUCCGGACGGGUCGGCCAAGGCCGACGACGUCGUCGAAGCGCCGGCGGCGGUCGAGGAAGCGACGGACGCGGCGCCCGAGGUCGACGACGACGCGGUCGCGGCCGCGUGGCUCGCGGCCGUCGUCGGUGCGCUGCAAGCCGGCGGCGUCGAGGCGAGCCGCGCGUUCACCAAGGCCGUGGGACACGCGGCCGUCGCCGGCAAGGACGUGCUCACGAUCGAGGGCCUGCUCCGCUGCGGCGACGCCGUCGGCGUCGCCCGCGCCCAGCUCGACGAGCGCCGGACGGGCGCCGCGGCCGUCGUCCGCAGGUACGGGACGGCGCUCGACGGCGUGCCCGUGCUCCCCGCCUGGCGGCUCCUGGACCUCUGCGCCGUCGAGGAGGACCUCGCGGCCUACGAGCAGAAGGUCGUCGAGCCGCGGAAGCCCUCGCCGAAGCGGCGGAAGAAGCAGGAGCCGCCAAGCUGGGCGCCGGGCGUCGAGAUCUACGUCGCGGCGAAGCCGCCGCCGCGGGGCGGCGCCGCGGCAGCGGCGGCGGCGGACCCGGACGCCGCCGAGGCCGCGGCGCUGGACGCCGCGCUAAAAGAAGCGCCCGCGGCGCUCGAGGCGCUGACGCCGGCGCAGCUGCGGCAGGUGGCGAUCUCGGACAACGCGAUGAUCCAGCAGCUGCGCGCGGAGCUCGCGGAGCGCAGCAGCCACAUGCGCGACAUGUUCGCGCGCAUGGACGCCGACGGGUCCGGCGAGAUCUCCGUGCUCGAGUUCCGCAAAGGCCUGCAGAAGGCGGGCUUCACGGACCACGGGGCCGUGCACAAGAAGGGCCUCGACCGCGGCGCGAUCGCCGUGUCCGUGGAGGACACCGUGCGCCUCUUCAACUACUACGACAAGGACCGGAGCGGGAGCCUGUCCUACGCGGAGUUCAUGAAGCUCCUCCAGAACAGCGUCGCCAUCGACUACCGCCCCAUGGUCGUCGGCGAGGACAGCGCCGUCACCGUGGCCGGGGGCUACGACGGCGAUUUAUGA